UUGUAUAUGGUGACCACCAUUCUGCGAACUCCAUUCCUCAUUCUAAUAUAAAUGAAAUUUCGGUGGUGUCUUCGUCUUGCAAAGUUUAUUUUUUCCUGGCUCUGAAUAAAUUUCCGGAGCCGGCACUGCCAAAAACAAAAUUACCACCGCGUUUUGAGAUUUCGGGAGAUUGGCUUUUACUGAUAAAUUACAUAAAGCUAGAAACUUCCCUGUACAACGUGGCUAUUCCUCGGUCUGAAUCAACCAAAACCCCAAAUCUCAUGAUGGUGAAGAAGCGCGGAAUAGUUUGGAACUAUUUCGAGAAGAAAGUAGACGGCACACAAGUGAUAGCUUUCUGCAAAUUCUGUGAUCAGUCCUACACACAGAAUGCAACCCGAAUGGAGAAACACUUGGAACGCUGUCCGAAAUGCCCGGACGACAUAAGGUUGCAGUUCAUGCAAGUGGGUGCAACCAAAAGGUCCAAAGCCAGACUUCUGGGAGACACCAUGGACGCCUGGGUGAAACAAGACGGUUCAAUCGAAGGUAAUAUUACCGAAACCGAAAUUGAAGAAUUAGAAAAUUGGGAAUACAGAACUCAGACUUAUGCAGAUGAAGGUUCGACUAGUGCUCCACAAACCGUUGAACUGAUCAUGCAGGGCGAUCAGUCCUGGGUCGGCCGUGAAACGGAAUUAGAAAGUGCAGAGCAUGAAGAAACUGUAACGAAAACCGAGUGGAUCGCUAGUCAGAGCAAUACGGAAUCAGCUGAUGCCCUGAUAAUCGUGCACCAAACUGCAAAUAAUUCUGAAAACCGUUCCUUAGCUGCUCCACAAGAACAAGCCCCAAGAUCUGUACCGAGAAAAAUUUACUAUCCGAGGAGAGUUUCACAGUGGCCUUUGAUUACUCAACGUGCAGCUCCGUCUCAUUCGCCUCUGCAAAGCAAGAUUUACCAGGAACAACUUUUGGAAAAACGCGCCCUAAGACGAGUGGCUGAGCUCGAAUUGCGCCGCAAGACUUUGGAAUUCGAAAGAUUCCAGUGGGAAUAUGAGAGGGAUAAGGCUCAAAGCGAUUUGAAAUGGGCUCAUGAAAAUCGUAUGAUGCAACUGAAGGAAGAACGUGAAAGACAAUUGAUUGAACAAGGUCGUGCCAGACUUUGCACGACUAUGAGUAAUUCCUAAACAUUAUAUAUCCUUUUAUAUUAAAUCAUUCCUUUCCAGAAAUACACUAUUACGUGUACCUCUAUAACUAACGCCCUUUUCGUUAAUGCUGCACGAAUUCGUGUACAAUUUUUCGAAUCUGCAAUGCUCAGAUUUCUUUAUUUGCUGUAAACUUUUUUUUAUAACAAAGUAUAAUUUAAAUGGCUUUGCGUAUAUUAAAAUUUUCCUGAUUUUAUAAUAAAGAUACUUCUGAAUUUUCCGAUCUUAAACUGAACUUGAAGAAACAAAAGUAUUAUAAAAUAUAAAGCAUGAAAUAAGCAACUUCAAAAUUGAGAGCCUGAAGUUAAUUUUUGUGGGCACUAAACGAUUGUCUGUUUGAAAAAUGUACAAUGAGCUUUAUUUUGAGAUUGUAAGUAGGCCUGUUGAGAAAAUUCAUAUAUUAUUUUUAAAACUUACCGUUAAAUAAGUUAAAAGUUGAAAAACGACUGAAUUAUUUUAACAGAAGUACUGUAUGUUAAAUAUAUUUAAAUUUAGUUUUAUGAUUUUUUUUAUUUGUCAGUGAAUACAUUGUUCAGAACAGUUACUUUUGUAGCCGAUAUUUUUAUUGAGCAGUCUUUAAUUUUUAAGAAAGACAAUUAUAUCAAAUAAUGUAUAUUGCGUAUUGCUAAAAUGUUAUCACAGUAAUUAUUUCUCCGUCUUGAUACAUAUUGUAUUGGUUGAAUUCGGUAGUUUGUAAUUUAAGCGUCAUUGAAUAAAUUAAUUUGGAAUAAAA
This is a messenger RNA of Belonocnema kinseyi, 1905 nucleotides long. RefSeq lists its product as uncharacterized. The coding region runs from base 261 to 1154 and encodes 297 amino acids. The transcript has 3 exons. NCBI's taxonomy places the organism in Eukaryota, Metazoa, Arthropoda, Insecta, Hymenoptera, Cynipidae. The record is from RefSeq and is a predicted model, not a curated record.